ACUCCGAGAUAUCAUAACCUCGAUUCCGGUGACGAGAUUUAUUGUCUGAGGUUUCAGAGAAUUCAUUGAGAAUUUGAAAAUAGUUGUGCAUCAAUCCUGUGGAAAGAUGCCGGAGAGCACGAAGGCAGAGGCUAAGACCUCUAAGGAUGUUAAAAGUAAUAAGGAUGAAGAGAAAAAUGACAUGUCGGAAGAGGAUAAACUCCUCCAGGAAGAGCUCGACACAUUCGUAGAGCGUCUCCAGGAUCCCGACAAGAAGCAGCACUACCCAGCGCUGGAUGCUCUACGCACAAAAAUUCGUGAAUCAACGACGUCGAUGACGAGUGUCCCAAAGCCCUUGAAAUUCAUGCGUCCUCACUACGACACAAUGAAGUCAAUCUACGACAAGUUGAAUGACAAAAAAUCCCAAGAGCUGUGUGCAGACAUAAUCUCGGUGCUGGCGAUGACGAUGGGUGAGGGCAGAGAGUGCUUGAAAUAUCGUCUAACAGGUUCUGCUUCAGAACUUGGUGAAUGGGGCCAUGAAUACGUGCGCCAUUUAUCCGGAGAACUGGCAGCCGAGUGGGACGAGGUAAGUGGAGGUGAUGAUUCAGAGAACAACACCGAGAAACUCAUAACUCUCGUCCAAGAGAUCGUCCCCUACAACAUGAAACACAACGCCGAGACUGAAGCCUGCGAUCUCCUGAUGGAGAUUGAAAGACUGGAUCUCCUGGAUCAAUACGUCGACGAGAGUGCGUAUCAGAGGGUCUGUCUGUACCUGACGAGCUGCGUUCCCUAUGUGGCUGAUCCUGAGAACAGCACCCUUCUGAGAGCUGCCUGGAAGCUCUACAGAAAAUUCAGACAGUAUCCCCAGGCCUUGCGCCUAGCCAUGCAGCUCAACGAUUUGAAUCUCGUUAGCUACAUCUUUCUCAGCUGCACAGAUCUCUCGAUGCAGAAGCAAUUGGCCUUCAUGCUGGGUCGUCAACAGAUAUUCCUGGAGCUACCAGAGUCCACUGCUGAGUACGAUGACCUGGUAGAGAUCAUGUCGAACUCCCACUUGAACAAUCAUUUUCUUAAUCUCGCUCGAGAGCUCGACAUCAUGGAGCCCAAGACACCAGAGGACGUCUACAAAUCUCAUCUGGAGAACUCUCGUCCACCCUUUGGUGGAGGACAGGUGGACUCUGCACGUCAGAAUCUUGCGGCAUCAUUUGUCAAUGGUUUUGUAAAUGCUGCCUUUGGUCAUGAUAAAUUGCUCAUCGAGGAUGGAAACAAGUGGCUGUACAAGAACAAGGAGCAUGGCAUGCUCUCAGCCACUGCAUCACUGGGUCUAGUUCUUCUGUGGGACGUUGAUGGAGGUCUCACACCUAUCGACAAGUACCUCUACUCAUCUGAAGACUACAUCAAAUCAGGGGCACUGUUGGCAUGUGGAAUCGUCAAUUGUGGAGUGAGAAAUGAGUGUGAUCCUGCACUUGCUCUUCUCUCAGAUUACGUUCUUCAUAAUAGUAAUACUAUGAGAAUUGGGGCUAUCGUUGGAUUAGGACUGGCCUACGCUGGAUCCAACCGUGAGGCAGUCCUGACGCUUCUAGCUCCAGUCCUAACUGAUCCCAAAUCCAACUGGGAGGUCAUCGGAGUGGCUGGUUUAGCCCUGGGAAUGGUGGCAGUUGGUUCCUGCAAUGAAUUCGUCACCACCAGCAUCAUGCACUGCCUCAUGGAGAAGUCAGAGACUGAGUUGAAGGACACUUAUGCUCGUUUCCUGCCACUGGGCCUAGCUCUGUGCUUCCUGGGGAAACAAGAAGCUGCUGAGGCUAUUAUUGCAGCUCUAGAGGUCGUCCCCGAGCCCUUCAGGUCCAUGUCGACGACUCUGGUAGAGGUAUGCGCUUACGCUGGCACUGGAAAUGUCCUCAAGAUUCAACAUCUUCUGCACAUCUGCUCAGAGCACUACGAGCCAACAUCUGAUAAAGACGAGAAGUCUGAUCGCCAGAAGGAUUCCAAGGAGAAGAAAGAUGAUAAGGAGAAGGAGAAGGAGAAAGAAAAGGAUAAGGACAAGAAGGAUUCCAAGGAGAAGGAUGAUAAGGACAAGCAGAAGGAGAAGGAUCUGAGCUCGAAACAGGCAAUUGCUGUUCUGGGGAUAGCUCUUAUUUCCAUGGGAGAGGAGAUUGGUGCUGAGAUGGCUUAUAGAACCUUUGGACAUCUUCUGAGAUACUGCGAGCCGGUUAUCAGGCGAUCUGUACCUCUGGCUCUUGGACUCAUCUCAGUAUCUAAUCCUAAACCCAAUAUUGUCGAUACUCUAUCGAAAUUCUCACAUGACAGUGAUCCUGAAGUAGCACACAAUGCCAUUUUUGCAAUGGGAUUGGUGGGUGCUGGGACCAAUAAUGCAAGACUCGCUGCUAUGUUGAGGCAAUUGGCUCAGUUCCAUGCCAAAGAUCCGAAUAAUCUGUUCAUGGUGAGGAUUGCUCAGGGAUUGACUCAUCUCGGUAAAGGGACUCUCACACUCUCACCUUAUCACAGCGAUCGACAACUUCUGAGUCCCGUUGCACUUGCUGGACUUCUUGCCACUUUGAUUGGAUUUCUCGAUGUGAAGAAUAUUAUUCUGGGGAGAUCGCACUAUCUUUUGUAUACUCUGGCUUCUGCCAUGCAGCCCAGGAUGCUUGUCACUUUUGAUGAAGAACUUAAUCCUCUUCCUGUACCGGUUAGGGUUGGUAUUGCUGUUGAUGUUGUUGGGCAGGCGGGCAAGCCCAAAACCAUCACUGGAUUUCAAACACACACAACACCUGUUUUACUUGCUUAUGGGGAAAGGGCUGAACUCGCCACUGAGGAGUACAUACCACUCACCCCCAUCAUGGAAGGCUUUGUCAUUCUGAGGAAAAAUCCUGAAUUCGUUCCCUAGACUUAGCAUUCAGUGAUAACACCCAUUUACUUUAUACUUCAUUUUUAAAUAAAAUAAAUUAAUUUUUUUUCUUUUGAACUAAAUCGCAUUGUGUAAUAUUUUCACGCCUCAGCGCAAUUUUCCUGGGCUCUCAGGAAAUUCUUCAGUAUAAUGUUUAUACCAUGUUUUUUUGUGAUGAGAUAUGAGGGAGAUAUAAUAAAACAAGUUUCAGUA
Fopius arisanus is the source of this 3073-nucleotide messenger RNA. RefSeq names its product regulatory particle non-ATPase 1 (gene Rpn1). The transcript has 2 exons. NCBI's taxonomy places the organism in Eukaryota, Metazoa, Arthropoda, Insecta, Hymenoptera, Braconidae. Gene Ontology annotation, biological process: regulation of protein catabolic process; proteasome-mediated ubiquitin-dependent protein catabolic process. Gene Ontology annotation, molecular function: enzyme regulator activity. The record is from RefSeq and is a predicted model, not a curated record. Gene Ontology annotation, cellular component: proteasome regulatory particle, base subcomplex; nucleus; proteasome complex. The coding region runs from base 107 to 2860 and encodes 917 amino acids.